CUCACGCUUCGGAUCACAGCAGCCAACUUGUUUAGGAACCAUGUCGGAGCAGAGCGUGAAGGAGCUUGCGCCGUCAAUUGACGUCAAGGACCUCAGCUACGCCUUCCCGGAUGGCUCCACCGGGCUCCGAGAGGUCUUCCUCAACCUGCCUCCGGGCAGCAGGACCUUGCUCAUAGGAGCAAACGGCGCCGGCAAGACGACGCUCCUCCGCCUUCUCUCUGGCAAGCGCAUGGCACCCGCAGGCACCGUCGCCAUCGCCGGCGUCGACCCCUUCAAGUUCGGACUAGAAGGCGUCACAUACCUCGGUCUCGAAUGGGUGCUGAAUCCCAUUGUACGCACCGACAUCGACGUCCCUACGCUUCUCUCCUCCGUCGGCGGCGAUUACUAUUCCGAGCGCCGUGACGAGCUCGUGCGGAUACUAGACAUCGACCUUUCGUGGAGGAUGCACUCCGUCUCGGAUGGCGAGAGGAGGAGGGUGCAGCUGGCCAUGGGGCUGCUGAGGCCCUGGACAAUACUGCUGCUGGACGAGAUUACGGUUGAUCUAGAUCUGCUCUCGCGGUCCAAUUUCCUCGCCUUCUUGAAGCGGGAGACGGAGACGCGAGCCUGCACCAUCGUCUAUGCUACGCAUAUUCUGGAUAAUCUGGCAACAUGGCCCACGCAUCUCGUGCACAUGGCGCUGGGCAAGGUGAAGAAGUGGGGCAGCAUGGAGGAGCUGAACGUGACGCCCGAGCUGGACACAAGAGUCAUCUCAGGCAACAGCCAGCUGGGCGAACUUGUCCUCCGCUGGCUGCAGGAAGAUUUGGACGAGAGAGGCCCGAGGAAUGGCAACAGCUCCGAAGGAAAGACAUACGAGAAUUUAGAAGGCAAAGGUGGGUAUGGCGCGGAGAAGCGCGAUUAAGCCGAGCCGAUUCGAUUCGAUGACCUGCUUCAACAAUGCAGUGUCCAGCGUGGUGAGCAUUGGGCGUUUUGGUUAAAACUCAACGACAAUACCCCGUUUCGUACUUCAACAUGG
This is a messenger RNA of Trematosphaeria pertusa, 1012 nucleotides long. Its product is annotated as P-loop containing nucleoside triphosphate hydrolase protein. Bases 41 to 898 code for a protein of 285 amino acids. Lineage: Eukaryota; Fungi; Ascomycota; Dothideomycetes; Pleosporales; Trematosphaeriaceae. The record is from RefSeq and is a predicted model, not a curated record. Gene Ontology annotation, molecular function: ATP hydrolysis activity; ATP binding. The transcript has 2 exons.